Closterium sp. NIES-67 is the source of this 1295-nucleotide messenger RNA. The record is from the annotation of a GenBank genome assembly. NCBI's taxonomy places the organism in Eukaryota, Viridiplantae, Streptophyta, Zygnematophyceae, Desmidiales, Closteriaceae.
ACGACAGGAUGACAAGAGUGCGUGAUGGCAGGGAUGUCGAAAAAAAAAAGGAAAGAAGAGGAAAGAAGAGGAAAGAAGAGGAAAGAAGAGGAAAGAAGAGGAAAGAAGAGGAAAGACGAGGAAAGACGAGGAAAGAAGAGGAAAGAAGAGGAAAGAAGAGGAAAGAAGAGGAAAGAAGAGGAAAGAAGAGGAAAGAAGAGGAAAGAAGAGGAAAGAAGAGGAAAGAAGAGGAAAGAAGGAAAGAAGAGGAAAGAAGAGGAAAGAAGAGGAAAGAAGAGGAAAGAAGAGGAAAGAAGAGGAAAGAAGAGGAAAGAAGAGGAAAGAAGAGGAAAGAAGAGGAAAGAAGAGGAAAGAAAGAGGAAGAAGAAAGAAGAGAGGAAAAAGAGAGAAGAGGAAGAAAGGAAAGGAGGAGAAGAAGAGGAAAGAAGAGAGAAGAAGAGGAAAGAAGAGAGAAAGAAGAAGGAAAGAAGAGGAAAGAGAAGAGAAAGAAAAGAAAGAAGAAAGAAGAGAAAGGAAGGGAGAGAGAAGAAGGAGAAGGAGAAGAGGAAAGAAGAAGAGAAAAGAAGAAGGAAAGAGAGAGGAAAGAAGAGGAAGAGAAGAGGAAAGAAGAGGAAAGAAGAAAGGAAAGAAGAAGGAAAGAAGAGAAAGAGGAAGAGAGAAGGAAAGAAGAGAAAGAGAAAAGAAGAAAAGGAGGAAAGAAGAGGAAAGAAGAGAGAAAGAAGAGGAAAGAAGGAGAGAGAAAGAAGAGGAAAGAGGAAAGAGAAAAGAAGGAAAGAAGAGGAGAAGAGGAAAGAGGGAAGAGGAGAGGAAAGAGAGAGGAAAGAAGAGGAAAGAAGAGGAAAGAGGAGGAAAGAGGAGAAAGAGGAGGAAAGAGGAGGAAAGAAGAGGAAAGAAGAGGAAAGAAGAGGAAAGAAGAGGAAAGAAGAGGAAAGAAGAGGAAAGAAGAGGAAAGAAGAGGAAAGAAGAGGAAAGAAGAGGGAAAGAAGAGGAAAGAAGAGGGAAAGAAGAGGAAAGAAGAGGAAAGAAAGGAAAGGAGAGGAAAGAAGAGGAAAGAAGAGGAAAGAAGAGGAAAGAGAAGAGGAAAGAAGAGGAAAGAAGAGGAGAAGAGGAGGAAAGAAGAGGAAAGAGGAGGAAAGAGGAGGAAAGAAGAGGAAAGAAGAGGAAAGAAGAGGAAAGAAAGAGGAAAGAAGAGGAAAGAAGAGGAAAGAAGAGGAAAGAAGAGGAAAGAAGAGGAAAGAAGAGGAAAGAAGAGGGAACAAAGAGGAGACAAAUAACGGGAAAGAACGCCAACAAUG